GUGCCUCACCACCGCCCGCCUGGCUGGUCUAGGAUUCUUACUCCCAACUUUCCUUUUCCACCCCAGGGUCUUGCGGCACCUACUUCCGCUGUCGGAACAGCAGGUGUGUGCCUCGGAGCCUGCUGUGUGAUGAUUGGGACAUGGACAACUGUGGUGACGGCAGUGACCAGGACUCCCAACCUCCCGCCAGCUGCAGAGGUCCCUCUCUGGUACCCAAGCAGACCCCGAGAAUGGAAGGUGACAGUUCUAGGCUUCUGACUCUCCUCUCAGCUCUCGGCUCUGCAGCGGAGAGGACCUCUCCAGCAAGCCUGACACCUGUCACGCAAGAAGUGCUGGAAGGUGCCUGGAUCUGGUGGGUGGCUCUGGCCUCCUCGAUACUCUUGGCUUCCACUGGCCUCUGGUGGUGCUGCCGCAGCCCAGGCUGCCUGGUAUGGCACCCAGGUGCCCAUAGGCUCUGCCUCAGAUGCUGCACAGCUUACAACAUCUGCCACCUAUGUCCUGGCCGGGUGGCUCCUGGGGAUCUGUGGCUGUCCUGGCCAGCUUUCCGGAACCAGGGAGGCCAUCCUUUAGGGGCUGCAAUUAUCAGCUGAGUAGGCUCUGGGGUCUGAAAGGUCUGAGCUUUAAUCUCUGUUGAAUGACUGACUUGGAACAUGUCACUCAGUUCUUUGAGUCUCAGUCUGCCUCUCUGGGAAAUGGGCCAAGUCUUGUUUCCCAAAUGGGGUAAAGCCUGCAGAAAGCAGAAUAACCAGGCACACUUUGCCCACAGUUAUUCCUUAUGGUCCAGCACAGUAGCCUUCAGGCUGGGCCUCUCUCUGAGCGAAUUCACUCUAGAAAACAGCAGCUGGCUGCAUCUGAAGUACAAACACUAAGCCAGACUGUCUCCAAACAGAUACUGCAGCAUGGACGGUGAGGCCCAGGCUGGGAAAUAACAGACUAAAUAUCACCACCUAUGACCAUGUCAGGUUAAAUCAGAACGUACUGACACAGGGGGUCCAUCCAGGUCUGGGGAUGUAGCCCCAUACAAUACUUGCGUAGUAUGUACACAGCCCUGGGUUCCAUCCCCACCAACACCUCAUAAAACUGGGAAUGGCAGAAUGUACCAGUUGUCCCAGUAUGCAGCAGGUAGAGGCAGGAACACUGGUGUUCAAGGUCAUCCUUGGCUACAUACCAAGUGCAAAGUCAGCGUGAGCUACAUGAGACUCUAACAACAAAUGCCCCAAACAACCAUACAAACAGAAAAUAACAAAAACAAACAACAAACAAAUAAAUAUAAAUAAGGGCAUUGGAGAGAUGAUAGCUCAGUGGUUAAGAAUACUUGUUUAGGUACUGGAGUGAUGGUUUGUGGUUAAGAGCACUGACUGCUCUUUCAGAGGUCCUGAGUUCAGUUCCCAGCAACCACAUGGUGGCUCACAACCAUCUCUAGUGGAAUCUGAUGCCCUCUUCCCGCAUAAAUGCAUACAUAAUAUAAAUAAAGCUCCAAAAAAAAAAAGAAAGAAAGAAUACUUGUUGAGGAUCUGCAUUCUAUUCCUGUCACCCACUUGGUAGCUCACAACCAUCUGUAACCUCAGGCCCAGGGAAUCUGACACCCUCUUUUGUCCUCUUUGGGACUGGUACCAGGCAUUCAUGGGGUAUACAUAUAGAAAUGCAGACAAAAUAACUCAUACAAAUAAAAUGAGUAAAUCCCCCCAAUCAUUUAUUUAUUUAUUGUUUUUUUUGAGACAGGGUUUCUCUGUGUAAUAGCUCUAGCUGUCCUGGAACUCACUUUGUAGACCAUGUUGGCCUUGAACUCACAGAGAUCCUCCUGCCUCUGCCUCCAAAGAGCUGGGAUAAAAAGCAUACACCACUACCAACUGGCCUAAAAACUUUUUUUUAUUAAAAUGAGCCCAUCAAAACUGUAUCAGAAAAACCGAGUUAGGUGUCAGUGGAUCACACCUGUAUUCCCAGCACUUGAGAUGUUGAGGUGAGAGGGUUGCCCUGACUUUACCAGCCUGGGCUACAGAGUAAGACCUCGUCCUAAAAAUACAAAAACUGGGGCUAGAGCCUAGCAUGGUGACAUUCAGCACUCAGGAGGCAGAGGAAGGCAGAUCUCUUUGAGUUUGAGGGCAGCUUGGAUUACAUAUUGAGUCCCAGGACAGUCAGGGCUACACAAAGAAACCCUGUCUCAAA
Mesocricetus auratus (golden hamster) is the source of this 2166-nucleotide messenger RNA. It is a transcript of the gene Ldlrad2, whose product is annotated as low density lipoprotein receptor class A domain containing 2. The record is from RefSeq and is a predicted model, not a curated record. NCBI's taxonomy places the organism in Eukaryota, Metazoa, Chordata, Mammalia, Rodentia, Cricetidae. The transcript is spliced from 3 exons. Bases 141 to 590 code for a protein of 149 amino acids.